GCUGCCCUUUCCGGCGCGCGGACCUAAGUUUAUUUUAUUAUUUACUGAAUUGUUUUUUUUUGCGUUGCCGCCAGCUGGACCGGGUCUUCUAUCGCGAUUUUCUCACGUUCGCCAACUUCGGUUUUGUUGAAUGUAAACAAUAUUGAAACAAAUUUUCAUUAGCGGGAUUGAAAAAUGCAGUCGGUAAAAACGGCAGAUCUGCCGGAAAAUCCCCGAGAAAAAUCAAAUUUUAUUUCGGCAGCAUGUUUCUGGUACACCAUGCCCACUUUUCUCAAGGGUCGGAAGGACACAUUGGAUACCAAAGAUCUGUAUAGGGCCUUAAAGGAGCAUAAGUCCGAGACCCUGGGCAACAAAUUGUGCGCCUCUUGGGAGAAGGAACUCGAGAAGACCAAAGGAAAACCUAAUCUGCUUAGGGCUCUCCUACGGGUGUUUGGCUGGUACUUCGCCCUCCUCGGUCUGGUGCUCUUCCUGCUGGAGUUGGGUCUCCGAACGCUGCAGCCGAUUUUCCUGUUGAAACUCAUCUCCUACUAUUCACAUGGAUCGGAAUCCAUUGAAGCGGCCUACUACUAUGCUGGUGGAGUGAUACUGUGCAGCGCCCUCAACGUCAUUAUAAUGCAUCCCUAUAUGCUAGGCACAAUGCAUGUGGGUCUCAAGAUGCGCGUUGGUAUGUGCAGCAUGAUCUACCGAAAAGCCCUGCGUCUUAGCAAAUCGGCACUGGGUGACACCACGGCCGGACAUGUGGUCAACCUUAUGUCCAACGACGUGGGCCGUCUGGACCUGGCUACCAUUUUCGUGCACUACCUGUGGGUGGGGCCAGUGGAGACCCUCUUUAUCACAUACCUGAUGUCCCGGGAGAUUGGAAUCGCUGCCGUGUUUGGUGUGGCCUUCAUGCUGCUCUUCAUUCCUCUGCAAGCCUAUCUGGGAAAGAAGACCUCAGUCCUGCGACUCAGAACCGCUCUGCGAACGGACGAGAGAGUGCGGAUGAUGAACGAGAUAAUCUCGGGUAUCCAGGUGAUCAAAAUGUACGCUUGGGAACUGCCCUUCGAGCAUAUGGUGGCCUAUGCCCGCAAGAAGGAGAUCAAUGCCAUCCGACAUGUGUCCUACAUUAGGGGAAUCCUGCUCUCCUUCAUCAUCUUUCUGACACGAGUCUCAAUUUUCCUGAGUCUGGUGGGCUACGUGCUGCUCGGGACGCUCCUCUCCCCGGAAGUGGCCUUCUUGAUCACCGCCUACUACAACAUCCUGCGCACCACCAUGACCGUUUUUUUCCCCCAGGGCAUCUCCCUCAUGGCGGAGACCCUGGUGUCCAUCAAGCGCGUGGAGAAGUAUAUGCAGUCCGACGAGACGGAUGUUUCGGAUAAGAGUGUGGAUAUUCCAGAGGAUCCGCCAGGCAGCAAUCAGGCGACGGUCCAUGCUGAUGAAGACGAGGAUCGCGAUGAAGCCGAGGAUAAGCUUUUGGGUCCACCGCUUUCCACAAUUAAUGAGAACGCCAAGCUGUCGGAGGCGGGAAUCUCUAUCAGCGGACUUAUGGCGAAAUGGGACGUCAACUCCCCCGACUACACACUUAAUGGGGUAAACCUUCGGGUUCAACCUGGCACAAUGCUGGGCAUCGUUGGACGCACUGGAUCUGGUAAAUCCAGUCUCAUCGAAGCCAUUCUGGGAGAGCUGCCCGCAGAGUCAGGCGAGAUAAAGGUUAAUGGAACCAUGUCGUAUGCCUCCCAAGAGCCGUGGCUCUUUUCUGGCACCGUGCGACAGAAUAUUCUUUUCGGCCAGCCAAUGGACCGCCGGCGGUACGCCAAGGUGGUUAAGAAGUGUGCCCUGGAGCGGGAUUUCGAGUUGCUUCCGUUCAAGGAUAAAACUAUUGUUGGAGAGCGCGGAGCUUCUCUAUCGGGUGGCCAAAAAGCGAGGAUAAGUUUAGCGAGAGCUGUAUACCGGGAGACCUCCAUAUACUUGCUGGAUGAUCCACUCAGUGCGGUGGACACCCAUGUGGCCCGGCAUCUUUUCGAGCAGUGCAUGCGUGGCUAUUUGCGUGAACGGAUCGUAAUCUUGGCGACCCAUCAGCUGCAGUUCUUGCAGCAUGCCGAUCAGAUUGUGAUUAUGGAUAAAGGUCACGUGAGUGCUGUGGGCACAUACGAGUCGCUGCGCGAGUCCGGACUGGACUUUGCCUCCAUGCUGGCCGACCCGGAGCGGGAUGAUCAAUCAGAGGACCGGUCUCGCUCACGAUCAGGGAGCUACAGUCACAACCAUUCCGACCAGCGUCGCAACAGCGAGCAGUCCCUGCUGUCCAUUGCAGACUCGUGCCUGGAUGCGGAGGCGGAGCAGACCAUCGAUCAAGAGCGCCAGGUGGUUGGCCAAAUCGGCAUGGGUCUCUACAGCAAGUAUUUCAAGGCGGGCGGCGGAUUCUUCGCCUUCUUUGUGAUGAUGGGCUUCUGUGUACUCUCGCAAGGAUUGGCCUCGCUGGGCGACUACUUUCUCUCCUAUUGGGUAACCAAAAAGGGCAAAGUGGCUGAUCAGUAUCAUAAUGACACACUCGCCUCUAAGGAACUGGAGCCCCGCCUUUCGAUAUGGCUGCAGGAUCUUGGAUGGCCCGUGGACGCUGAAAUGCUGGACACGUACAUAUUCACGGUGAUCACAGUGUUGACCAUUAUAGUGACCGUGGCGCGCUCUUUUCUGUUCUUCAAUCUGGCUAUGAAAGCCUCAAUUCGUUUGCACAACUCCAUGUUUCGUGGUAUUACCCGAGCUGCCAUGUACUUCUUCAACACGAAUCCCUCUGGGCGUAUCCUUAACCGUUUCUCCAAGGAUAUGGGACAAGUUGACGAAGUGCUGCCCGCCGUCAUGAUGGAUGUCAUACAGAUUUUCCUUUCACUUGCUGGCAUAGUGAUCGUCAUAGCGAUUGUUAAUCCGCUAUUUCUCAUACCAACCGUAGUGCUGGGCAUCAUUUUCUAUCAACUGCGUACCUUCUAUCUAAAGACCUCGAGGGAUAUAAAGCGCAUGGAAGCAAUUACUCGAUCUCCAGUAUACUCGCACUUGGCCGCCUCGUUAACCGGACUGUCCACCAUCCGUGCCUUCGGAGCUCAGCGCGUCCUGGAGUCGGAGUUCGACAACUACCAGGAUAUGCAUAGCUCCGCAUUUUACAUGUUCAUUAGCACUUCACGCGCAUUUGGUUAUUGGCUGGACUGCUUUUGUGUGAUUUACAUAGCGAUCAUUACUCUCAGUUUCUUUUUCUUUCCUCCGGCCAACGGAGGCGAUGUGGGCCUGGCAAUAACACAGGCGAUGGGAAUGACCGGCAUGGUGCAGUGGGGAAUGCGUCAAUCCGCCGAGCUCGAGAACACAAUGACUGCCGUAGAGCGAGUGGUUGAGUACGAGGACAUAGAGCCAGAAGGAGCUUUGGAAGCGCCAGCUGGUAUGAAGCCACCCAAGUCCUGGCCAGAGCAAGGAAAAAUCGUGUUUGACGAGCUGAGCCUACGCUACACGCCUGAUCCAAAGGCGGAAAACGUGCUCAAGUCACUCAGCUUUGUCAUUAAACCGAAGGAGAAGGUGGGCAUCGUGGGACGUACCGGGGCGGGGAAAUCCUCGCUAAUCAACGCCCUCUUCCGACUGUCCUACAACGACGGAUCCGUACUCAUAGACAAGAGGGAUACGAACGAGAUGGGACUGCACGACCUGCGCAGCAAGAUCUCAAUUAUCCCGCAGGAGCCCGUUCUGUUCUCCGGCACAAUGCGAUACAACUUGGAUCCCUUCGACGAGUACAGCGAUGAAAAGCUAUGGCGCUCCCUAGAGGAGGUGAAGUUGAAGGAUGUGGUGGCAGAUCUUCCCAGUGGCUUGCAGAGCAAAAUCACCGAAGGUGGAACCAACUUCAGCGUGGGUCAGCGCCAGUUGGUUUGCCUGGCUAGGGCCAUCCUCCGCGAGAAUCGCAUUUUGGUGAUGGACGAGGCCACAGCCAAUGUGGAUCCCCAAACAGAUGGCCUUAUCCAAACCACCAUUCGAAAUAAGUUCAAGGAGUGCACUGUUUUGACGAUAGCCCAUCGCCUGCACACCAUCAUGGACUCCGACAAGGUGCUGGUCAUGGAUGCUGGCAGAGCUGUAGAGUUUGGGUCGCCUUACGAGCUACUGACGGUGGCGAAUUCUAAGGUAUUCCACGGCAUGGUCAAGCAGACUGGUCAUGCCACCUACGAGGGUCUGCUAAAAAUCGCACAAAAGGCAUUUGAAACCGCCCGGAAUCCCAGUCUUUCCUCAUGAGACUCAGCUAUUAUGUGAACUAUAAUUUAAGCCGAGGUGUUUGUCACCGAAUCUUUAGCUGGUUAAAACUAGAUUAUCUAAUGUAUAUUUUAUUUGAAUGUGCUAUUUCGCGUGAAUGUAAAUACGUUUGUUCGUGUGUGUGUCAAAUACUUUAUGUAAAUCGAAAACUGUAUAGGAGCCUGUUGUCUAAUUUUUCUAUUUGUAUUUAUUAAACUUUUACUAAGUGCAAAGAAGUGCCUUUAAAAUAAAUAAAAUAUAUUCUGUGUUUAUUAAGUAAA
Messenger RNA from Drosophila rhopaloa, 4514 nucleotides. Its product is annotated as probable multidrug resistance-associated protein lethal(2)03659. The transcript has 10 exons. The record is from RefSeq and is a predicted model, not a curated record. The coding region runs from base 175 to 4236 and encodes 1353 amino acids. Lineage: Eukaryota; Metazoa; Arthropoda; Insecta; Diptera; Drosophilidae. Gene Ontology annotation, molecular function: ABC-type transporter activity; ATP binding; ATP hydrolysis activity. Gene Ontology annotation, biological process: transmembrane transport. Gene Ontology annotation, cellular component: membrane.